Molecule: messenger RNA, 214 nt
Organism: Prorocentrum cordatum
Lineage: Eukaryota; Dinophyceae; Prorocentrales; Prorocentraceae
Source: the annotation of a GenBank genome assembly
GUGGGUCUACAAGCGAAAGCAGCUGAGCAUUGACAGCAAGACCCUCCUCAACGACGCGCUCGCCAACCCGGCCCUCUUCUACAACGCACAUACUUGGAACCCUCCCAGCCAGGGGCAGCUCCACACCAUCGAGACCGAGUACCUGAAGGGAUACAGGAUGGCAACUGGACGCAAGGCCCACAGUCACGACAACCAGAAGACCAACAACAACUAA